UAAGACGGAAGUAAUGCACCGGAUGUUCAAACACGAGCUUCAAACUGUACCAUCUCCUGAUUUUUGACCAUUAUAGGAAUCUUGCGGUUAUAGCUACAGAAAAUAAUCUCCGCGAUUCUUCCCUCGCAAUAUCGUGUUCUCAGAGAACGAUAUUCUCCCUACAGAUUUUAUAUAACCAUUACAUCGAAUAUAUAUAUUGUAAUCUCAGACCAUAAAUGUAAUUUGAACUAUACCGUUUAGUAACUCUUUGUGACCAAAACCUGACGUGUAAACGACAUUUCUUAAACUAGGGCCAUAUUCAGUAUGAUGUUGAAAGGACAACAAACCGGUUUGUUUCAAGUGUCUUUUAUCAUACUUUUCAUUGUGAUACCAGCAUUCAGCUACAUGUAUUUAAAACCGAUACGAAUCGGAUUAGGUCGGUGUAUCGACGACACUUCUGUCCCUCACAUGGUUGGUGAUACCUGGUACGACGACAAAAAGUGUGAAAAGCUAUCUUGUGUAUAUUUAGAAGGAUUUCUAUACAUAUCUGGUUAUGGGUGCGGAAGUGUUGGAUAUUCUCCUGGGUGUCUAGUAGUUAAAGAAAAAGGUAAUUACCCAAAGUGCUGUCCACGUCCCAACUGUUAACAGAGUUCCUGCCAUCUGGUGAUUACAAUUCGAAACACAUUGUCAUUUAACUCGAACAUUGGAGCAUAAGAACAUUAUAGAGAACGGAUAGCGAUAGGAACAACAUAUUUACAAAUGUACUUUAUUAAACCCCAUAUUACUGGGAUAGAAAGAUGGUUAUUUUAAACAAAUUUAAAUAAUUCUUACUAGAAAACACGUAACAAUAACAUUUGUUUUGCAUUAAGUUUGAUUUUAUUACUGUAUUAUCAAUGUAGUUGUAACAUUGUUUCCGUUUAAAAUUUCUCCCUUACAGUUCUUAUACAUAAAGACGAAUUAUAGGAAUUUCAAUAGAUAAUUAUAGUUAUAACUUCGUUUAAUUAAAGAAUUUGAUAGUUCCUUAUGUUUUAGUUUUCGAAAAAGUGUUGGAUGUUCUAAAAAUAUAAAUUAUUUCCAUUUUAAAGCUGGUGGGAAAUGUAGUUUAAGCUAGGAUAUUGUAUCAUGACAUUUUUCAUCAACUUGAAAACAAAAUAUAAAAACUUACAGAUUGGGGUAGAGAUUUAUAGUACGAUUUGUUUCUAAUAUGAUGUGACAUUCAUCGUGAAAACUGUUGACUUUUGUAAUGGGGAUACAGAAGAAUUAAAUUAGUUUUUCAAAUGUCA
This is a messenger RNA of Limulus polyphemus (Atlantic horseshoe crab), 1262 nucleotides long. Its product is annotated as toxin-like protein 14. The transcript has 3 exons. Bases 304 to 624 code for a protein of 106 amino acids. The record is from RefSeq and is a predicted model, not a curated record. NCBI's taxonomy places the organism in Eukaryota, Metazoa, Arthropoda, Merostomata, Xiphosura, Limulidae.